UUGCGCGCGGCGUUGGAGGGCUUCGCGCCGGAGGCCCACGUAAAGGCCGUAAAUUAUCGUUCCUCUCGGUUUGUCAGUGCGCGGGACGAGGCCGUUUCUCAUAACCCCCCCGAGCGCCGGUGCCCCGGCGGCCCCGGGUGGCGCGGCGGGGCCCAUGCGGGACGAGCACUGAAGAGGAACCAGAAACUCAAUAAACGCGGCCCGGAGGGCGGGGGGGAGCUGAAGGGCGCGCUUGUCAUGAUGGAGGCUGCAGUGAGCGCUCCAGUGGCUGCUGAGAAUCACCCCUCUCUCCUCAGCAGACCCCUCAGAGUGGGCAGACCCAUCCUCCCCGUCUCCGUCUGCGUCCCCACGUCUGCCACACACCCACCGCUCACGUCCUCUCCAGUGGUGUCAGUCGGCUUUGCCAGGUUUCAUCCUAACCUGGUAGUCGGGGGGACAUACUCGGGGCAGAUUGUCCUGUGGGACAACCGCAGUCAUCGCCGGACCCCUGUCCAGAGGACCCCCCUCUCUGCCGCCGCGCACACUCACCCGGUGUACUGCGUGAACGUGGUCGGCACCCAGAACGCCAACAACCUGAUCACUGUGUCUACAGACGGCAGGAUGUGCUCCUGGAGCCUGGACAUGCUCUCCCAGCCGCAGGAGACCAUGGAACUGGCGUACAACAAAUCCAAACCUGUGGCGGUGACAGGCAUGGCCUUCCCCACGGGAGACGUGAACAACUACGUGGUGGGCAGCGAGGAGGGCACCGUGUACACGGCAUCCAGACACGGCAGUAAGGCGGGCAUCUGUGAGAUGUUCGAGGGCCACCAGGGCCCCGUCACCGGCAUCAGCUGCCACAGCGCCGUGGGCACCGUGGACUUCUCCCACCUCUUCAUCACCUCCUCCUUCGACUGGACCAUCAAACUCUGGAGCACCAAGAUGGAUGUGAUUGAGGCGCGGUGUCACUAUGACACAGAGCGUCCACUAGAGAGCACUGACAAGUUUCCCGUUCCUGCGUUCCACCUCCUGAUGAGCUCCAUAAUGAGCUCUGAGCCGUACACGGUUUUAUGGCGCUGUGUGAAUGUGCGAGGCUUUUUAAUUAGGCCCUGCACCCAGACAGGCCCCAAGGCUGAGGCAGCGCCGCUCUGUCUGAAGCCGGCCCGCUCCCUCUCUCCAUUCCUCCUCGCUGCGUCUCUCCUCCGCCUGUCUCCACACAACAAGCCUCUGUACUCGUUUGAGGACAACGCCGACUACGUGUACGACGUCAUGUGGUCGCCCGUGCACCCGGCCCUGUUUGCCGCCGUGGACGGCAUGGGCCGCCUGGACCUGUGGAACCUCAACAACGACACAGAGGUGCGUGCAGUCCACUCGGCCCGGCUGGCCUUUCGCAUUUCUCCACAACGUUGCGUGAGCGGCGACCUCAGGACCCCACCGCCUCGGCCCAUCUUCCUCCCACACUGCGUCCCAUCAGAGGAGCGUGCAGAUGUGCUGGAGACCGCCAGCCCCAGCCCUCAGUCCACAGUCCCAUGA
Molecule: messenger RNA, 1509 nt
Organism: Menidia menidia (Atlantic silverside)
Lineage: Eukaryota; Metazoa; Chordata; Actinopteri; Atheriniformes; Atherinopsidae
Source: the annotation of a GenBank genome assembly